GACAUCAUCGAUCUCGCGGCGGAGCUUUCUCAGCGAUAAGUCAGCGCAUGCGCACUAUAUAGUUGAUAAGCAAAGCCAGGAAUUCUUGUUCCGCACCCUGGCCGUAUGAGCGUAUGCGCACAAAAGAGGACAGCAUCGGGUCAGUGACUUUCAUCAGAAGAUGCAUGCAACUGCGGAGAAUGUGCCUCUUGUUCCUGUCCUUGUUCUGCUGUGUUUCCUUCCGCCCUCUGUCUCCUGAGUGCAGCAGUCAGUCUCAUAGUCUCUCUGAAGCAGUAGCCACACAGCAUGUGCUGCAGUCUCAGCUGGCCACACUUGGGGCAGGUCUGGUAGUGGUGUUUGGGUUUCAGGUACUUGUGUGCCAUCCUCAUCCUCUUCUUAGAGUGAGACGUUCUCCUCUUUGGUACAGCCCACAGCAGGACAGCCUCCCACAGAGUACUCGGUGUGGGCACAGUGUAGCUCCCAAGUAGGGGACCCGAAAGUUCUGUUAGGUUUUGCUGCGCCUUCGUCCCCUCAUCACGUGAUCUCGAUAAGAGGCCGGCUAAAAUCCCCGCUUUCGUUACGAGUUUGUGUUGAGGUUGAGCCAGUAGAUUGGGGGAGCGGCUCGUCGCUCUCAGAGACGCCAGUAGAGCUCCUGUCAGGCUUACAACACCAAACAUCUUUGUUCGGUUGCACACGUGUGUGGACCGCAUCUACAGGGUUAAAUUUGUAGGAAUGUUUAACACCUCUCUCACUGAAUAAGCCCCUGCCGUUUUCAUUUCCUUUUUUACCGGAAGUAAAUGACGGCUUGCAAGUUGAGCUCAUAAGAAUGAGUAGCAGCGGCGUAUACUCGUGUUCCUGCAAGAUCGGACCUUCCAUUCUGAAUGGCGACCUCUCGUGUCUGGGAGAUGAGUGUAAACGGAUGAUGGACGCAGGAGCUGACUAUCUCCAUCUCGAUGUUAUGGAUGGACAUUUUGUGCCCAACAUCACGUUUGGAGCCACAAUGGUAAAGUGGCUUAGAAAGAAACAGCCUGGAGUAUUUUUCGAUCUGCAUAUGAUGGUAUCCGAGCCUGAAAAGUGGGUCGACGAGAUGGCAGACGCAGGGGCAAACCAAUACACCUUUCAUCUCGAAGCAACUGAAAAUCCUCGUGACCUGAUAAAACAGAUCAGGAACAGAGGAAUGAAGGUUGGGAUAGGUAUCAAGCCAGGGACACCAGUGGAGAAAGUCUUGCCGUACGUGUCUGAUGUGGACAUGGUCCUCAUAAUGACAGUGGAACCUGGCUUUGGAGGUCAAAAGUUCAUGGCUGACAUGAUGCCAAAGGUGAAGCAUCUCAGGAGGAACCAUCCUGGACUGGACAUAGAGGUUGAUGGAGGAGUAGGUCUUUCUACCAUUGCGACUGCUGCUGAAGCUGGAGCCAACAUGAUUGUGUCGGGAAGUGCGGUGGUCAAAAGUCCAGACCCAAAGUCUGUCAUCACUCAACUGAGAGAAAUCACUGAAAAAUGGAUUAAACAAAACGCACAACAGCAAACGCAAUGAUCCAAUCCAUGAUAAUUGUGAUGAAUUCAGUAUAGUGUGGUUCAGAUGAGUGGCUGGUUUUUGUGUGUUAAUUACAAAUUAACUCGUUUAAAAACAUUGCAUUUUCCGUCAGUUUCGAGGUAGCAGUGUUUGAGCUGGGAGCGAGUCGUGUACUGAUUCAUGGCCUGUUUCAGAAAUGAACCAGAGCCCAUUAGCAGGAGGCAGUUCGCUCUAACAGCGACCGUAACCCGGCACGGAAUAUUGAAUGACUGAUUCAAAACUCUGCUCCCACGUGGAAAAAGAUUGGAACUGGGUCAAGGGUAGCAGCAUCUUGUCAAAUAUCUCUCGAGCCAAGUCCCCUUUCUCCCGUUCGAUAGUUGCACUGCCGUACUUACCAACGUCUAGACCUAAAAACACUGCUUCGCUGCCAGUUUUUUCUUUAGCCCUCUGGAUAUAGUUGAGAGUUUUAGCAAGGCACUGGUGGAGUGUCUCAUUGAACACGGACAGGCUGGUGAACAUUGUCAACCAUUCAGACCGAAAUAAAACAGCCACAAGUGUCCAUCGUGAAGGAAUUGAGAUAUGUAGUUGUCAGCAUCUCUCGUGAUAGUUUUAGAAGGUCUGAGAGGUAGUGUUCUGGAGAGAGCCAUGGGGAUGUGGGCAGCUAGUGUCGAGAUCCAACAGAGACCCAAUUCUGUUUUGACUCCACUCACUGAAAACUACAGUCACCUCGCGAGCAGAGACAUUUCCCAAUAUCUUCCUGUUGAAUUCAUCCACCGACAAAUGCUUUGUGGGGGUGGACACCUUUGCGAGGCAAAACUCUCGCGUCACUAUAAACCCCAG
Geodia barretti is the source of this 2332-nucleotide messenger RNA. NCBI's taxonomy places the organism in Eukaryota, Metazoa, Porifera, Demospongiae, Tetractinellida, Geodiidae. The record is from the annotation of a GenBank genome assembly.